Colletotrichum orchidophilum is the source of this 1230-nucleotide messenger RNA. RefSeq lists its product as uncharacterized. Bases 1 to 1230 code for a protein of 409 amino acids. The transcript is spliced from 2 exons. The record is from RefSeq and is a predicted model, not a curated record. NCBI's taxonomy places the organism in Eukaryota, Fungi, Ascomycota, Sordariomycetes, Glomerellales, Glomerellaceae.
AUGCAACUAUUCUUAGUCACCCUGCUCCUUGCUCCCAGCAUCAGCGGGGUCUUGGCAGCUGAGCAGGUGCCUCUCACCACUGAGAGCAGCAGCUGCCUCUCCUCUCCCAAUUACAACAGAUGCUGCCCUCGUAAUAAAGGUUCCGGGAAAGUCGUCAUCAGCGGAAGCACGUUCGAGUACACUUGUGGCACUUGGAUUAGUCCCUCUACGAAGCAUCCGGACCGGCAUCCUACGCCUGAGGCUUGUGCCGAGGCCUGCGCGAAAGAACCAUUGUGUGUGGCAGGGUUCUGGAAAUCAGGGGCGUGCCACCUAACGCAGGAGCCCGAAUACAAGCGCUACCCCAAUCCAAACAACUACUUACUGCUUGUCAAGGCGGAUGAUGCACUCGACGAUAGCACAUCUGGUGUGACCGACGGUCGAAACUCAGCCGAGUGCGAGAACGAGAAAGACACGAUCCGCAGCCAAAUGGCAUCCCAGUGCGACAGCGAGAAGCAGAAGCUCCAGACUAGCUGCCAGGAUGAUACCCGCAAGGCGGAAGAAAGUUGCAAGCAGGAGAAAGCGGCUCUUGAGCAAAAGACAAAUGCGCUUGAACAAGAGAAGACGCAGUGCGAAGCUGACAAGUCUCGGGAGCUGAACGACGCCAGAACGCAGUGCGAAGCUUCAAAGUCUGAUACUGAAAAGCAACUACAACAAUGCCAAAGCCAGCAAGACCAGCAAGACCAGCAGAACCAGCAGAACCAGCAGAACCAGCAGAACCAGCAGAACCAGCAGAACCAGCAGAACCAGCAGAACCAGCAGGGCCAAGGCCAAGACCAGCAGAACCAAGGCCAGAACCAGCAAAACCAAGGCCAGAACCAGCAGAACCAAGGCCAGAACACCCCGCAGCAGUCUUCAACAGAAGCCGAAUGCAGUGCAAUGUCAUGGAAAGGAAUGUGCGGUGGUUUCGGAUGCGCGAACAGAUUCUUUGUCGAAGGCGUGGAGUAUGAGAGGAACUGUGGCGUUGCAACCCUGAACACGCGACAGAGGACUGUUAGGACGAACAUCUAUCCUACACCGUGGGCUUGUUUGAAAGCCGAAUGCAAUGGAAUUACGGACUGUAUGGGAAUUGGCUGGACUAAUGCAGCUACUUAUUGCCAUGUUCAUCUUCAUAAGAACUAUAAAGGCAAGAGGCUGUCGACUAACAGGGCUCACCAUGCUCUAUUCAAGGUGGGCUGGAAACAGCCAUCUUGA